AUGGAUCGUUCCUGGAAGCCAGCCUUCUGGGCUCUCUUCCUCAUGGUGCAGCUCGGCCUCGCCUCCACCGUCGCCGAGAAAAUUGGUCUCACGAGCAAGCCCGUGGCAUCACUCAGCCUCGAGGAGAUUGACGAGCAGCUGCAGCAAUGCUCGAUAGUCCAAUCCCUAACCUCCUCCAAACUCGCCUCCCUCUCCGAAACCCCCUCCCUCCUCUCUCGCGCCUUCGGAACCCUCUUCCCCGGCUCCCCCGCCGUAAACGCCCUCCUGGCGACCCUCUACAUCUCCGGGCCCCCCAACUUCCUCCUCGCCCUCUGCCCGACCGACAUUGACCCCUCCUCUCUCUCCGUCAUGGUCGCCUUCGCCGUCGGAGGGCUCAUGGGCGACACCUUGUUCCACCUGCUCCCCGAGAUCUUCCUCGGCGAGGACGAGCCCGAGCGCGCGCGCCUCGUGCUCGUCGAACCGAACCGCAAUCUGCUGCUCGGCGUCGCGAUCCUCGUCGGUUUCAUGACGUUCGUGGCCAUGGACAAGGGACUGCGCAUCGCUACGGGCGGGGAGGGGCAUUCGCACGAUCACGGUGGACACCCGCAUGCGCAGGAGCACGGGGAGGCCAAGGCCGAGGCUGUGUCGUCUGCUGUGGAGAAGGCGGGCAAAGUCACCUCGCGCAAGAAGAAGGCCGGGACCGACUCCGGAUCUGGAGCCGACGGCGCCGUGGACAAGCCGGAGAAGGAGAUGAACCCCAGCGUGAGACUCGGAGGCUACCUGAACCUGAUAUCCCGCAGCGCCGACUUCACGCACAACAUCACAGACGGCCUCGCCAUGUCCGCCAGCUUCUACGCCUCCCCGACCAUCGGCGCAACCACCACCGUAGCCGUCUUCUUCCACGAGAUCCCCCACGAGGUCGGCGACUUUGCCCUGCUCGUGCAAUCCGGCUUCAGCAAGCGCGCCGCCAUGGGCGCCCAGUUCGUCACGGCCCUCGGCGCCCUUCUCGGCACCCUCAUCGGCAUCGCCGUCCAGGAGCUCGGCGGCAGCAGCUCCGGCUCCGGCGAGGGCGGUAUGCCGCGUAACGCGGGGCUCUGGGGUACCAGCUUGACUUGGGGCGAUUUGCUUCUGCCCUUCACCGCGGGUACCUUCCUCUACGUCGGUACCGUCGCCGUUAUCCCCGAGCUGCUCGAGACGGGCCCGAACAAGAUGGCCGAGCUGCGCAAGACCCUCGUUCAGUUCGCCGCCAUCGCUGUCGGCGCCGGUAUCAUGUUGUACAUUUCGUGGCAUGACUAG
This is a messenger RNA of Colletotrichum lupini, 1275 nucleotides long. RefSeq names its product ZIP Zinc transporter. Bases 1 to 1275 code for a protein of 424 amino acids. NCBI's taxonomy places the organism in Eukaryota, Fungi, Ascomycota, Sordariomycetes, Glomerellales, Glomerellaceae. Gene Ontology annotation, molecular function: zinc ion transmembrane transporter activity. The record is from RefSeq and is a predicted model, not a curated record. The transcript has 4 exons. Gene Ontology annotation, biological process: zinc ion transmembrane transport; intracellular zinc ion homeostasis. Gene Ontology annotation, cellular component: membrane.